GCCGGCGACCCCGUGUAGUGGACGCGGCUCUGUCCCGGCUCCGCCGUUCCGUCCGGACGAGCCCGGUGCUGCGGGCCGGAGGAUGCGGAGGAGUAGAGCCGCUGCCGCCGCAUCGUCGUACGGUCCCCGGGGGGCGGCUGCCGCCUGGCCCUGGCGGCCGCAGGCGGGCCCGCGCGGCUGAGGCGGGCCCGCCGAGGAUGAGUGCGGGCUGCGGGCCGGACCCCCCGAGGAAGAGAGUCCGGUCGAGCUCCGCGAGCCCUGUCGGAGACUUCCAGGGAGAACGGCAGCUGCCGCCGCCGCUCGGUCCCCGCCAGGAGGGGCCUGGCGGCAGUAGCUUUGGCGGCGGCGGUACCGCCACCGCCGUGGGGAACAAAGUUUGUAAACAACGGACAAUUACCAGUUGGUUGGAGAAUAAAGGACCCAAGACAACUGAGUCCAAAAGCUUACACAGCAAAAUUAGUAACAAUACUGAAGCAAAUUCCAAGAUGACUUCCAUUAAAAAAGAGAACUUUUGUGAGCAUGAUGUGAAAAAGCUAGAGAAUAUUUGUCAGCAAAAUUACUCAAAAAUAUCUGCGGAAGUUGGUGCAAAGCAUGUAAAUUUGCCUCAGACAGGCAGCGUUUGUAGCUGGGAGGCUGAGGACAAAGAUCCAGUCUUAGACACAGAGCCUGUGAAGGGGAUGCAGUCUGGAGACAUCUUUAAAAAUGCCAACAUUGAUCAGAUGCACAGAACUGGCAAGCAGGUUCAGAGAGGCUGUGAGGAGAGCAGUGAUAACUGUGCUCAGAGGAAAUCAUCAUCUAGCCGGUCUUUGAAAAUGGGAAAUAUGAAACUUUCUUCAAAAGACACUGAGACAGAUGGACAAGUGCCUUCAUGCAAUUCACAGAAGCUGAAGACUUGCGAUUCUGUCUGUUUAACAGGUGAACAAGAUGUGGAUGUAGUUCCAGAAAGUCCACUUUCAGAUGCUGGUUGUGAUGCUUGUAUAUCUGAUGUUGGGGGUCCUGGGAAACUGAGCAAAUGUCAGAGCAGUUCAGGGGAUUCUCCUGCUUUUGAGAAAGAAAGUGAACCAGAGUCACCGAUGGAUGUAGAUAAUUCCAAAAAUAGCUGUCAUGGAUCAGAGGCUGAUGAAGAAACCAGUCCAUUUCUUGAUGAUGGAGAGGAAAUUAAUAUGUCAAAAUCCAUAAACAAAUCUUUUAGAAUUCAAUACGGAGAUGCUGAACUGGAGUCAAGAAAAUCACAUUUUUCUGCCAAGGGCUGUGAAAGUUUUGAGGAAAUAGAUAAUUCCGUUAAAGAGGAUGGUCUGCAUACAAAGUCACCUGGGACCUUUCCUGCUCCAUCAUCAGAACUCAAAUGUGCAAAGCAGAGUGUGAAGAGGGAUUCCAAAAUCACCUCUCACUUCAUGAGGAUACCUAAAGCUGAAGAGAAAAGGAAAGAAAAGUGUGAAUUCGAGCCCCAGAGGCCAGGAAGGAAGAUUCCGAAGUAUGUGCCACCUCCUUUUCCAACUAAUAAGAAAUGGUUUGGGACACCGAUUGAAGACAUGAGAAGAAUGCCGAUGUGUGGGACUCGUCUGCCACAUCUGCGACCCUCAGCCAACCAUACAGUAACCGUCAGAGUUGAUCUUCUGAGGGAAGGAGAGGUGCCUAAACCUUUUCCAACUCACUACAAAGAUCUGUGGGAUAACAAACAUGUUAAAAUGCCCUGCUCAGAACAGAAUUUUUACCCUGUAGAGGAUGAGAAUGGUGAUAGAACUGCUGGAAGUCGAUGGGAACUAAUCCAAACUGCCUUACUUAACAAGUUUACUUGCUCUCAUGAUUUGAAGGAGGCUAUACUGAGGUACAACAUUGCUUAUUCCAAGAAAUGGGACUUCACUGCUCUUAACGACUUCUGUGAGAAGGUUCUUGAAGAUGCAGAAGCUCAACAUUUGUUCCAGUCCAUUCUUCCUGAUAUGGUCAAGCUGGCACUCUGUCUCCCUAGUAUCUGCACCCAGCCAAUACCUCUCCUGAAACAAAAGAUGAAUCACUCCAUCACAAUGUCACAGGAACAGAUUGCUAGUUUUCUAGCUAAUGCUUUCUUCUGUACUUUUCCACGUCGCAAUGCGAAGAUGAAGUCUGAAUAUUCUAGUUAUCCAGACAUUAACUUCAACAGAUUGUUUGAAGGACGAUCACCAAGGAAGCCAGAGAAACUUAAGACCCUUUUCUGCUAUUUUAGGAGAGUCACAGAAAAAAAACCCACGGGAUUGGUGACGUUUACAAGGCAGUGUCUCCAGGAAUUUCCAGACUGGGAAAGAUCUCAGAAAAAGCUGUCUCGAUUGCAUGUCACAUACGAAGGCACCAUUGAAAGCAAUGGGCAAGGUAUGCUGCAGGUUGAUUUUGCAAACCGUUUUGUUGGAGGUGGUGUGACUGGGGCAGGACUAGUACAAGAAGAAAUUCGUUUCCUAAUCAACCCAGAACUGAUUGUAUCGAGGCUCAUCACUGAAGUCUUGGAUCACAAUGAAUGUCUCAUCAUCACGGGUACUGAGCAGUACAGUGAGUAUACAGGCUAUGCAGAAACUUACCGGUGGGCAAGAAGCCAUGAAGAUAAGACCCCAAGGGAUGAAUGGCAGCGACGCUAUACUGAAAUUGUUGCGAUAGAUGCAUUUCACUUCAGACGUUUUCUUGAUCAGUUUGGUCCAGAGAAAAUUAGAAGAGAGCUCAACAAGGCCUACUGCGGCUUCUUCCGACCCAAUGUUCCACCUCAGCAUCUCUCUGCAAUAGCCACAGGAAACUGGGGAUGUGGUGCCUUUGGAGGGGACUCCCGAUUAAAAGCCUUAAUUCAGAUACUGGCAGCUGCUGAGGCUGGACGUGAUGUUGUGUAUUUUACCUUUGGAGAUGUGGAGCUGAUGCGGGAUAUUUACAGCAUGCACACUUUUCUCUGUGAGAAGGGCCAAACUAUUGGGGAUAUUUAUAGGCUGUUACUGAGAUACUACAAUGAAGAAUGCAAAAAUUGUUCUACUUCAGGACCGGAUGUCAAGCUCUACUCUUUUAUAUACAACACCAUCGAGUCCUAUGCAGAUUCUACUGAUGAUGAUGAUGAAGAAAAAGGGUUGUGCUUUGAUGAUUAAAAUACUUGAAUUUGAUCAGCAUAUUGUUCAUCUCCUCCCUCUGGUAUAUCAUGUGAAUUACUGGGUAUAAUUGGCUUAAUGUAUAUUGACUGCAUUUGUAGUUAUGUAUACACUCAAACAAAUCCCCCACCUGUUAGAGACAAUUUUUUGGUGGUUUUAUACAUGAAAACCUUGUUCAUGUGUGUACAGAAAAGAUUUCUUUGGUAAAUCUGGUUUGCGUUAUACCUUGUUAAGCAGGACACGUUGGAACACGUUUGUAUUUCAGUUAAGACAUUGCUGAAGACCUUCAGAAGAUUUCCCUGUAUUCCAUUGCCUUUAGUUUUCAGAACUUGUAUCUCGAUUUCUCAUGUAAACUUAGUGCUGGAGUACAGACAGCCUUGCAACUGUUGGGAUGAUGUUAAAGAGAAGUGUUGUAAUGGUCAUUCUGACUGAAAAUUGUCAUAAGUUGAUAACCUCCUUAAGACUGCCACAAUGCCAUCAUUGUUCUUAACUUUUCCAUUGAUUUAACUUAGUGUCCUGGAUUUAACCUAAUUUUUUUAGUAAAUGGUUAAAAAUUGACAGAUUCUGGAGGAGCUGUAAUGCAUUUCACAACUGCAUGGUCUUUAUUGAACCAGGUGUAAAAGUUAUCAUGAAGUAGAGAGAACAGAGUAUGGGAGGGUGUGAAAAUGGGAAAUGUGACCAAAGUUAGAAGCAGAGAGAAAUGUUUUCAUAUGAAACUCUUUAAUACCAUUCUGCUGGUGCUAUCUGUUACAACAUUGAACAAGGUCUUAGACACGUUAUAUAUUUGAAGUUUCUCAAGCUUCACUGUUGUUGGUGAUAUUAUUUGAAUUCGGGUCUGCUAGUUGUGUUUAUAUUGUCGUAUCAGUUCUCCUUUAUUGCAGUGUGCAUACAUGUGAGCAUGAGAUCCCCAUGGGAUAACUUGAGUGAGGAAAUGGAAAUCACAUAUCUGUUGGAGGAAAGUCUGCAGGCAACAGGUAAAAACACAAGUUAGGAGUUUGCGCCUGUGUCAUUUUAGGCAUGGGAAUAACAACAAUGAAGAGAAGGCAAAAUACAUGUAAAACCUGUCCAAUUACUAUCUCUGUGAAUACCAAACUAGUGUGGCUGUAGUUCAUUAAUAGUUUACACAAAACUGUAGAUACGUCUGUGAUAAAACUUCUCCGUGUUUGUGUACGGAACCAAUCCAAUGAAACUGUCUAUUCAUGGUUUAAACCCAGUCUAAGUUUAAGCUCAAAUUGCUAAAUUUAGCCUCUUCUGUGUUAGAGUUUCUGGUCUGUCAUGGUUGCUAUCACAAGUUUAGCAAUACAAGUGAAAACUGCAGCAGGAAAUGUAGUGAGCUAAGCCUCUGGUAUCGGCAAAUCCUUUUGGCUAAUGUCAGAUAAAACCUCUCAAAGCCUGAAACACAACAUGGUAAUCAAAUACUGGAAGCUGUUGGCAGUCUGGCCUACCAUAAAGCACUUUCUGCUUGAGCUGCUCUUGGUGGAAGCAAUAACAAAGAGUUUGGGUCAUUUAUAAAAUACCUUUGGAGUGCUGCACCUUGGCGUUAAUGCUAAGCAGCAGCUUGGAAGCAUGUUGCUUGGAAGGUGACAGCAUUUCAAGGGUUUCUUCCUAUUCUUCCCACCAGCUGUAGUUUUCUCCACCCCCCAUUACAAGGAAAAGAUUUGGGCUACUGUUUCAGGUGUUUUCCUGUGCUUGCAACUUGUGUCCUCAGAGUUAGCUGAAAUCUUUUCUCCUGUUCCUGAUGUCCCAGUGUUGGCUCAGAUUCUGGCAAUAGGAAUAACAGUGUUUUGUCAAAAUCUCUUCUUUGAGCAUUUGGCCUCAGCUGUGACAGUGCUUCUAGAGGCAUUGCUGAUGAUAAAUGUACCUUGUUAAUUAAGACAAAUGACGGAAAACUGGUGCUAUCUGCUAAACCUCCUUCACCAUACUACUCAGGAUUUCCUAUAGAAAAGGUGAACAGAAUGUUUUCUGCAACAACUGGAAGGAAACAUAGCAAAAAGCCUGAAGUGGCUGGGUAUGAUCUCCCCUUUAUUGUAAAUAAAUCCAUCUUUAUUAAUGCAAUAUUAAUUUUCAUUGAGAUUGGUCAGGUAUGAAAAAUGUCCCAAAAUAAGAUGGCUUAAAAUUCUACUACAGCUCUAGAAACAGAAAAAUGUAUUUAACUUUGGAAAGAUUCUCUGAAGAUUGUAUUAUAGGGUAUCUGGUUAAGAGAGUUUUCGCAGUGUCAAGUAUUUCCAGGAUAAUCCUAUGUUUUGUGCAGUUUAUAUUUUCAUUGAUACCUGAUGGGGAAGAUUGUCUUUUAUUUGAGGUCAUUCUUUAGGAUAGGCUUACCUUACAUUCCUGCCCUCCCUCCCCCCAUGAAAUACAUUUACAUGGAUGGGAGAAAAGGAAAAUAACUUAUUUUCUGUGUGAUGUGUCACCUGAGUAAGAGUGAUACAUCCUGCAUUCUGCUGUGUGUCCCUGAUCUGGUAAAGGGCAAUGUUGAUUUUGAAUAUGACUUUGUUUGCAGACAGGCUGAAGAUGAUAUUUUUCUCAGUUUAGUGGCGAUUAACUCCGGAUAGCCCAGAGUUAACAAAUGAGCCAACAGUGUUAUAUCCUCAUGACUUCCUAAUUCAAUAAAGAGCUAAACUGCCCAGAAUGCUGCAUGUGGGAGCAGGAAUUUUGCAUCAGCCCAGUAUGUGUUUUGCAUCUCUUUUCCUCCACCUAUCACUCUGUUUAUAAACUCCUUGAAAUGCUUUCUUUAGCUGGAGGUGCCUUUUGGUGCUUUAUUUGAAGUAGUGUGAAAUGGAGACGCCGAAGAUCUCUGUGCAGCCCAGUAAGCUUCAGUUCCACUCUUCAAGAAACCUGUUUAUGCAGUAGUCCCCUUCUUGGGUUUUGUAUUACUUUAGGGAUGUUUGCUAUAUGAUUUCAAAUAAAAAUAAGAUUCCUACCAAAACUUCUGUUGUAUACUUUUUAGUAGCCAAAUUGAUUGCUUAAUAUGAACAACAGGCAGUCAUGUAGAUUGCAUUGUUGCCUCAUAGUCAUGUGUGGUGUUGGAGCACCUCUGUAGUUUUACAGCUCUUGCACCUAAACUCCUCAGUUUUGAGGUGUUCUUAUCUAAUGAUGAAUACCCAUUACUGUAUAUAUUAAUUUAUAAACCAUUCAAGUGUUCCUGACAUUCUGAACUUACAGUUUAUGCACCAUUAUAUUGAUUUUUCUGGAUCUGUAUGCUAAUGUUUACAUGAUUUUGUAGGAAUAUGAUUAAAAAACUCUGACUGAA
This is a messenger RNA of Melopsittacus undulatus (budgerigar), 6345 nucleotides long. RefSeq names its product poly(ADP-ribose) glycohydrolase (gene PARG). The transcript has 18 exons. Gene Ontology annotation, biological process: ATP generation from poly-ADP-D-ribose; regulation of DNA repair; nucleotide-sugar metabolic process. NCBI's taxonomy places the organism in Eukaryota, Metazoa, Chordata, Aves, Psittaciformes, Psittaculidae. Gene Ontology annotation, cellular component: nucleus; cytoplasm. Gene Ontology annotation, molecular function: poly(ADP-ribose) glycohydrolase activity. Bases 198 to 3095 code for a protein of 965 amino acids. The record is from RefSeq and is a predicted model, not a curated record.